Molecule: messenger RNA, 2632 nt
Organism: Cotesia glomerata
Lineage: Eukaryota; Metazoa; Arthropoda; Insecta; Hymenoptera; Braconidae
Gene: Hsp83
Product: heat shock protein 83
Exons: 2
Coding region: 148-2313 (721 amino acids)
Biological process (GO): protein stabilization; protein folding; cellular response to heat
Cellular component (GO): perinuclear region of cytoplasm; cytosol; protein-containing complex
Molecular function (GO): ATP-dependent protein folding chaperone; disordered domain specific binding; ATP binding
Source: RefSeq, a predicted model, not a curated record
GUUCUAGAACAUUCUAUCUACAUCGAGAAUAUAUAAGGAGGCAAUAUACCGCCGCCGCACAUUGCUGAGCGAUACCUCACUACAUACAAACGUGUUCAUACUCAACGAGUUUUAUUGUAUUUUCUCUUAUAAAAAAUCACUGCAAAGAUGCCGGAAGGAAUGGAUACCUCAUCUGCGGAAGUUGAGACCUUCGCUUUCCAGGCGGAGAUCGCACAGUUGAUGUCAUUGAUCAUCAACACCUUCUACUCUAACAAAGAAAUCUUCCUCCGUGAAUUGAUCUCCAACUCGAGUGAUGCAUUGGACAAGAUUCGUUACGAGUCUCUGACUGACCCAUCUAAAUUGGACAGUGGCAAGGACUUGUCCAUCAAGAUCAUUCCCAACAAAAAUGACCGCACUCUUACCAUCAUUGAUACUGGUAUUGGUAUGACUAAAGCUGACUUGGUCAACAACCUGGGAACAAUCGCAAAAUCUGGUACGAAAGCUUUCAUGGAGGCUUUGCAAGCUGGUGCUGACAUCUCUAUGAUUGGUCAAUUUGGUGUCGGUUUCUACUCAGCUUACUUGGUAGCUGACAAAGUAACUGUAACUUCAAAGCACAACGACGACGAGCAAUACUUGUGGGAAUCAGCUGCCGGUGGUUCAUUCACUGUCAGAGCCGACAACUCUGAGCCUCUUGGCCGCGGUACCAAGAUUGUCUUGUACAUCAAAGAAGACCAGGCAGAGUACCUCGAGGAGAGCAAGAUCAAGGAAAUCGUAAAGAAACACUCGCAAUUCAUUGGUUACCCAAUUAAAUUGGUAGUCCAAAAGGAACGUGAGAAGGAACUGAGUGACGACGAGGCCGAGCCAGAAGCUGAUGCCGAAAAGAAAGAAGACGAAGACGACAAACCAAAGAUUGAAGAUGUUGGUGAAGAUGAAGAAGAAGACAAGGAGAAGGAAAAGAAAAAGAAGAAGAAGACUAUCAAAGAAAAAUACACCGAAGAUGAGGAGCUUAACAAAACCAAGCCCAUCUGGACAAGAAACCCAGAUGAUAUCACCCAGGAGGAAUACGGCGAGUUCUACAAAUCAUUGACCAACGACUGGGAAGACCAUUUGGCAGUGAAACAUUUCUCUGUUGAGGGUCAACUCGAGUUCCGUGCUCUUCUCUUCGUACCACGUCGUAUGCCCUUCGAUCUCUUCGAGAACAAAAAACGUAAAAACAACAUCAAGCUCUACGUCCGACGUGUGUUCAUCAUGGACAACUGCGAAGAAUUAAUCCCAGAAUACCUUAACUUCAUGAAGGGAGUAGUUGACAGCGAGGACUUGCCACUCAACAUUUCUCGUGAAAUGUUGCAGCAAAACAAAAUCCUCAAGGUGAUCCGUAAGAACCUGGUGAAGAAAUGCUUGGAGCUCUUCGAAGAACUUACUGAGGAUAAAGAGAACUACAAGAAAUUCUACGAACAAUUCAGUAAGAACUUGAAGCUGGGUAUCCACGAAGAUAGUUCAAACCGCAGCAAGCUCGCUGAUUUAUUGAGAUACAACACUUCAGCAUCCGGUGAAGAGAGCUGCUCGCUCAAGGACUACGUUGGUCGUAUGAAGGAAAACCAGAAACACAUUUACUUCAUUACUGGUGAGAGCAAAGAACAAGUAGCCAACAGUUCAUUCGUUGAGCGUGUCAAGAAACGCGGCUUCGAAGUUAUCUACAUGACUGAGCCCAUUGACGAAUACGUUGUACAACAAAUGAAAGAAUUCGACGGUAAGCAGCUCGUGUCAGUCACCAAGGAAGGCUUGGAGCUUCCCGAAGACGAAGCUGAAAAGAAGAAACGUGAGGAAGACAAAGCCAAAUUCGAGGAGCUCUGCAAAGUCAUGAAGACCAUCUUGGACAGCAAAGUUGAGAAAGUUGUUGUCUCAAACCGUUUGGUCGACUCGCCGUGUUGUAUCGUAACUUCUCAGUACGGUUGGACCGCCAACAUGGAGAGAAUCAUGAAAGCUCAGGCUCUUCGUGACACCUCGACCAUGGGCUACAUGGCUGCGAAGAAACAUCUCGAGAUCAACCCUGACCACCCAGUCAUUGAGAACUUGAGACAGAAAGCUGAAGCUGACAAGAACGACAAGUCAGUCAAGGAUUUGGUUGUCCUUCUUUUCGAGACUGCUCUCUUGUCGUCUGGGUUCUCACUUGACGAUCCCCAGGUCCACGCUGCCCGCAUCUACCGUAUGAUCAAGCUUGGUCUUGGUAUCGAUGAAGACGAACCAAUCAGCGAGGAGCCCAAGGCUAUGGAAGAGGUUCCAACUCUCGAAGGCGAAAGCGAAGACGCGUCACGUAUGGAAGAAGUCGAUUAAGUGAUUAACUUUUAAUUAUUACAUUUUUUUCAGUUUAAGUUACUAAAGACUGUUGAAAAAAUUAAUUAUUGAUGAUGAGUGAUUGAUCACGUUUUAUGUGAUUGUAUUAACAUAUGUAUCAUAUAUAAGUAGAAUUACUCUUAUUAAAAAUAAUUUAUCAUUCCUAUUAUGAUGCAAGCACCAAAUAAUUAAUUAUUAAAAGAAUAAUUGUUUUUAUAUGUUAAAUUUUUAAUGUAACAGCCCAUUCAUACUCAUGAACAAUUACUUUAACGUUUCAUUUUAUGUCAUAAUUGAGUCAAAAUAAAUUUUUUUUCCAUAA